AGAAUGCUAUGGCACACAACUCUACUGGUUUAUUGGACGGAAGCCAACAAUAAUCAAUGGGAGUGUCGUGUAGCUACGGUAUCGGUACAGGGAAUGGAAAGGGAGUCUUCAGAAUGGCGGACAAAAUGAGGAAAUACAAUGACCGCACAAGUUUGGCAAGUAUGGUCCCUAAUGUUGUGGAUUCCAAGUUGAUCACUAAAACAAUACGAAUCUUUCUAAGUUCCACAUUCACCGAUACAACGAUAGAUCGCAAUGUCUUAAUGGAAGAAGUAUUUGAACCCAUACGUGUUAUGUGUCGACAGCAUGGUGUGGCGUUUGAAAUAGUGGAUCUGCGCUGGGGAGUGAGGCGUGAAUCAGUCACUGACCAUCGUACACUGAAUAUCUGCUUGGAAGAGGUUAAACGUUGCCAGGAAACAUCACUUGGGAUAGCCUUCAUCGCCAUACUUGGAGACAAGUAUGGAUGGAGGCCACUUCCGCCCACAAUUCCCAGCAAUGACUUCCUAAAAUUUCAAGAACACCUGGACGACAGCGGUCGUGCCUUGUUGAAUAAAUGGUACCUUCAUGACGACAACGCUGUACCAGCGUCCUAUACUCUCCAGCCAAUCAACAAAGAAUUUGAUGUCCAGUCGCCGAAUGCAGAAACACACGAAAAAGCAAUGGAAGAAUGGACAAAGGUUGAGCAAAAGAUCCGAUCGUUUUUAUACAGUGCAAUUGAAAAAGCCGACCUGAGCGACAACAAAAGACGCCACUAUUUAGGAUCAGUGACAGAACGUGAAGUGGAGGUCGGCAUCAUAGAGCUAGAGCACGAUGAAGCUACUAAAACGACAAUGGCAAUAGACCGCCGAUUUGAAAAUAUCGAUGUCAAAUCAGAGAAUGCAAAACUGUACAUAAACUUUCAGGGCAACGAAGCAGAUGAAGAUAGUAGAAAACAUCUGAAGAAACUAAAAGAUGAGGAGUUGUCACCUAAAUUGGGACCAGAUAGAUUUUUUCCAUUUCAUAAUUUGAAAUGGGACAAUGAAGGCAUCAGUAUGGAUAUUCAUGGAGAUUAUAUAAAAGAAAUGUGUGAGAAAGUAAAAUCUCUCCUAGAAACUAAUGUUAGACGUGUCCUGAGCCAGAUUGGACCAAUUGAUAAACUGGAGGAAGAAAUAACUCGACAUGCACUCUUCUGUAGGGAACAUACCAUUAACUUUGUAGGGAGGGCAAGCAUACUUUCCAAAAUUCAUAAACACAUUGAUGGUGAAGAUCCCAUGAUGCCAUUGGUAAUUUAUGGAGAAUCUGGUGUUGGUAAAACCGCGCUGGUAUCCAAAGUUGUACGAGAUGUACAAAACCGAUACCUUGGAUCAGAUCUUGCUAUUAUCUACCGUUUCUGUGGUACCUCUGCGGAUUCAUCUUCUGGUCGUGGAUUGAUGCUCAGUCUGUGCCGACAGAUUGCACGUAUCUAUGGGGCCAAUGAAGAGUCCAUUCCACAAACAUACUCUGAGCUGAUCGAAGAAUUCAUAAAACUUCUAAACAAAGCAAAUGCAGAUGUCCCUUUGUUCAUUCUCAUUGAUUCUUUGGACCAGCUGUCUGAUGAGAAUAGUGCAAGACAGUUCUUGGAAUGGCUACCAAGAACAAUUCCGAAUUAUGUUCGCCUCAUUGUUAGUACAUUGCCAGAUGUCGGUGGAUGUCUGGAUAGGCUGAAGACAUUUGGACUACCAACAUCCCAUUUCAUACAGAUUAACAGACUUGAUAAAGAUGAUGGUCCUGCAAUUCUGGAUGGCAAAUUAAAGAAUAUUGGCAGAACUUUGACACCCAAACAGCGGAACGUCAUCCUAACUGCCUUCAAGAAUUGUUCAUUGCCGCUCUACUUAGAAUUGGCGUUCCAACAAUGUCGUGAUUGGGCAUCCUAUAAGUAA
Messenger RNA from Saccoglossus kowalevskii, 1895 nucleotides. Its product is annotated as NACHT domain- and WD repeat-containing protein 1-like. Gene Ontology annotation, molecular function: protein binding. The record is from RefSeq and is a predicted model, not a curated record. Lineage: Eukaryota; Metazoa; Hemichordata; Enteropneusta; Harrimaniidae.